CAGGAGUUGACAUGCUAGGAUGACAUCUGGUGUGAUGCUGGCCAGGGCCCAGCUGCUGCAGGCAUGAUGAGGCGUGGGACCAGCCUGCAAAGCCGGCGCAGUAAGGGGUCCUGGAGCGGAGAUCGGGAUCCCCUCCUGAGGAGCAGUCCACAGGCCCCACAGCGCCGCAACACCCAUGAUCCACAGCAGCACGUUAGCCGGCCACGCUCUUCCUCCACCACCGACACCACACCCAGUAGUCCUGCUCCAGGACACACCGGCGGAGAUGUGGGCCUGUCAUCAGGGUAUCAGUCAACAGAGGAGACGGACAAGAUUGACCGGCUGGAGGUGAGCGGGUUGGGACAAACACCCCUCGCCGUUUCGUGUGGGACAGACGGUUCAUUCCCGGCCAGUGACGAUGGCACCCCGGACCCUCAGCGCACUAAGCAGGCUAUCGCCCAGCUGCAACAGAAAAUCCUCAAGCUCACAGAGCAGAUUAAGAUUGAGCAGACAGCCAGGGAUGAUAACGUUGCAGAAUACCUCAAACUUGCCAACAAUGCAGACAAACAGCAAAGUACACGCAUCAAACAGGUGUUUGAGAAAAAAAAUCAGAAGUCUGCACAGACCAUCCAGCAGCUGCAAAGGAAACUGGAGCACUACCACCGGAAGCUGCGGGAAGUGGAGCACAACGGUAUCCCACGGCAACCCAAGGAUGUUCUGCGGGACAUGCAGCAGGGCCUGAAGGAUGUCGGGGCUAAAGUCAGCGGGUUCAGUGAGGGCGUGGUGGACAGCGUCAAGGGAGGCCUCUCCAGCUUCUCGCAGGCCACCCACUCCGCUGCCGAAGCAGUCGUCUCCACGCUCAUUCGCAACAAAUACGGCAGCUCUGACAACAUCCCCUCGCUCAAAGACUCCCUGGAUGACCCCUCAGUAGAGGAGGCGGUGACUGUUGGUGGAGGACGUUCUCUGAGCAAUGCCGGCCACCACCUCCAGUCCAGUCCCAGGUUUGGUAGCGAAGACGACUGCUCUAGUGCCACUUCGGGUUCGGCGGGGGCGAACAGCACCACGGGGGCACCUGGGGGUCCUCCGAGUUCUAAGGGCAACACACUGGAGAGGAGCCAGUGCUCCAGCCUGGACAUGCUGCUACAGGAGAUGCAAGAGUUGAGGGAGGGUCAGGUGCGGUUGGAGGAGAGCCUGGACAGUUUGAAGAGCCACUAUCAGAACGACUACACCGUCGUUAUGCAAGCACUGCAGGAGGAGCGCUUCAGGUGUGAACGCCUGGAGGAACAGUUAAACGACCUGACGGAACUUCACCAGAACGAAAUCCUCAACCUCAAGCAGGAGCUGGCCAGCAUGGAGGAAAAGAUCGCCUACCAGUCCUACGAGAGAGCCAGGGACAUCCAGGAGGCGUUGGAGGCAUGUCAGACCAGAAUCUCUAAGAUGGAGCUCCAGCAGCAGCAGCAGCAGGUCGUCCAGUUGGAGGGGCUGGAAAAUGCCACGGCACGGACCCUCCUGGGAAAACUUAUCAAUGUGCUGCUGGCCCUUAUGGCUGUCCUUCUUGUCUUCGUCUCAACUGUGGCCAACUGCGUGGUUCCCCUGAUGAAGACGCGCUCUCGCUCCCUCUCCACCCUGAUUCUGGUCCUCCUGUUGGCCUUCUUGUGGAGAAACUGGGACGCUCUCUCGGGGUACACGCACCGAGCUCUGCAGCCCCCAGGAUGACCAGUUUGACAGCGGCACGCGUUGCUUUUGUGUCACCGGGAGAUAAGACUGUUGUCGCAGUCACACACAGAGCUUUGAAGAAUAUUGCAUUAGGGCAGCAGCGUGGUCGUGCACGGUGUGCACGUUCAGACGCAGCCUGAAAUCAAGAUAACGAAGAAGGAACUGGAGUGAAGUAAAGAACGCUCAUUGCUGA
Molecule: messenger RNA, 1888 nt
Organism: Nematolebias whitei (Rio pearlfish)
Lineage: Eukaryota; Metazoa; Chordata; Actinopteri; Cyprinodontiformes; Rivulidae
Gene: tmcc1a
Product: transmembrane and coiled-coil domain family 1a
Exons: 6
Coding region: 64-1695 (543 amino acids)
Cellular component (GO): endomembrane system
Source: RefSeq, a predicted model, not a curated record